Molecule: messenger RNA, 681 nt
Organism: Exophiala oligosperma
Lineage: Eukaryota; Fungi; Ascomycota; Eurotiomycetes; Chaetothyriales; Herpotrichiellaceae
Exons: 1
Coding region: 1-681 (226 amino acids)
Source: RefSeq, a predicted model, not a curated record
AUGACCGUUGCACUCCGGGGAAUCGUGGACGUCUUUCGCAAGGCCAACCGUGCCUCGGAGGUGCACAGGAGGGCAUUGGGAUAUUCUAUUUCACAUGACGACCGGAGCGUACGUAUCUCUGCUCAUUAUCCUGAGGUGCAGGGUGAGAACACGUUGUACUAUCGCGAGACGAUCAAAGAACUCAACGCUGGAGAUGAAAGGGGCGAAAAUAGAUGGAUCAGUCACCAAUUUACACUCAACGUUUGCCAAAUUUUCGCCCCGGCUCUGCUCAAGCGACUCACCGCCGUGAUUGAUGAGCUGCCUGAUCCGCUUGCAAGGACACUCGAACCGGCCAACAUCGAUGACCUCAGCGUACAAAGCUCGCAGGAUGAUAGUAGUGCGCCGGAAUCUCAGGAUGAAGGGUUUCGCAAACCGCAGCGAGGGAGGGGCUUGAAUGCCGAGUUUCGAACCAUGAUUCAGAACCUGCAACGGCAGCUGGAGCAACAACGAAAAGACUCUGAGCAGCAACGAAAAGACUCUGAGCAGCAACGAAAAGACUCUGAGCAGCAACGAAAAGAGCUUGUGCAAUUGCUCAAAGAUCAGAGUGACCAAAUCAAACAGCAAAAUGAACAGCUUAAAGAGCAGAGCGGACAACUCAGGCACCAGAGUGAACAGAUCACGGAGCUUCUUCUGAAGCAGUGA